Grosmannia clavigera kw1407 is the source of this 630-nucleotide messenger RNA. RefSeq names its product aldo-keto reductase. Gene Ontology annotation, cellular component: cytoplasm. Lineage: Eukaryota; Fungi; Ascomycota; Sordariomycetes; Ophiostomatales; Ophiostomataceae. The record is from RefSeq and is a predicted model, not a curated record. The transcript is spliced from 3 exons. Bases 1 to 630 code for a protein of 209 amino acids.
AUGUGUGAUAGUGGAACCUACAAUGAAGUUCCGUCCGACAAGGAGCGGUUUGCCCUGCUGAACAAGGCAUAUGAACUAAGCGAGAUGUUUUGGGACUCGGAAGACCUGUAUAUGGACUCGGGGGACCUUCUCAGCCGGUACUUUGCGGCCUACCCGGAGAAGCGCAAGGACAUCUUCCUGGCGACCAAGUUUGGCAUCCAGCUGGCGUUUGCCCGUUGGCCUAAGCGUCUCGGCACCGACUACGUCGAUCUGUACUACGUGAACCGGCUAGACGGCAAGACGCCCAUCGAACAGACCAUGGCUGUGCUGGCCGAGUUUGUUCGAGCCGGCAAGAUCCGCCACAUCGGCCUCAGCACCUACAGCGUGUCGUCGCUGCGCCGCGCCCACACCGUCCACCCGUCCGCCUGCAUCCAGCUCGAGUACAGCGUGUUCUGCACGACCAUUGAGACCGACCCGACCGGGGACCUGCGGCGCACCCUCCUGGCGACGGCCCGCGAGCUCGGUGUCGCUGUCGCCGCCUACAGUCCGCUCGGCCGCGACAUCCUGACUGGCUCGGUGCGCGACAACGCGGACCUCAGCUUUGCCGAGACAUCGGAGCUGCAGGUGCCGGUGUGCAGGGCAGAAGCAUGA